Messenger RNA from Tigriopus californicus, 1599 nucleotides. RefSeq names its product pantetheinase-like. The coding region runs from base 123 to 1586 and encodes 487 amino acids. The transcript is spliced from 7 exons. NCBI's taxonomy places the organism in Eukaryota, Metazoa, Arthropoda, Copepoda, Harpacticoida, Harpacticidae. The record is from RefSeq and is a predicted model, not a curated record.
ACAUUCUGCUUGGAUAUCCGGAAAUAUUCUGUUCAAAUACAUUGGUUAGUCACAACCUUAUCUCCAAAACAUGAGCCUGCUGUUUGGGUAGAUCUUUUCUCUUUGGGUACCUUGUGAUAAACAUGUUAGGAGCGCUUUUGAUACUCUUUAUUGUGGUUUGGGGAGGGUGUUUCCUGUAUCAAAACGAAAUUGAUCGAUCUUUUAAAGCAGCCGUGGUGGAAUAUGUUCCAUUAGAACGAAAUUUCAGUGCUCAAAAUCCUCUGGACUAUGUUCUCAGCAAUGUUAAACAAUAUGCUGAAAUUGUGGCCACCUUGAAAUCACAAGGUGUGGAUUUGGUUGUCUUUCCUGAGUAUGGUCUCACCUCAUCCGGGUUGCAUUCGCUGCCUCAAGAACAAUUUCAUGACAUGAUGCAGGAAUUUCCGCCUUUAGGCAUUGGAAACUUUGACAAUCCCAAUCCUGAAAAUAAGGUGCUAAGAAGUCUUCAGGAAAUUGCCAAGAAUAACGGACUGUACUUGGUGGUCAAUUUAGGCACGAAACUGGAGGACCCGGAUACGCAUGAAACUCAUUAUUACAACACAGCCUUGGUUUUUGAUCGGCUUGGAAAGAUCGUGGCAAGAUAUCGGAAGUAUAAUUUGUAUGGAGAGGAGAAUUUGUUUUCGAAACCCAACUUACCCGAUGUCAGCUAUUUCGACACCGACUUUAUGGUCCGAUUUGGAUUAUUAAUCUGCUUUGACAUCAAUUAUCCCCGACCAUUUCAAGACCUCGAGGACCACAAAGUUGACGUGAUUAUCCUGCCUGCGGCAUGGGUUGAUGAGUUGCCAUUCCUUACGGCCAUCCAGUAUCACUCCGGAUGGGCGUUAGCUAAUAAAGUCACAGUAUUAUCAUCUGGACUCCAUGACCCUCAAAAUGGAGCUGUUGGUGCGGGAAUCUAUCACGGUGAUUUCGGAAUCCUGAACUAUACGUUUAACCCCAGGAUAUCGGAGUCUCUUGCGGUUAUUUCAGAAGUCCAUUUUAACCAAGACCAAGAAGCUAAUCCUCCGAUACCUCGUGAUCCAAUCAGCCAUAACAAUCACAACUUUUUAGAACAAGAUCUAACAGCCUAUGAUUUUAAGCACUUAAGACACGGAUUUCAAGACGAAAGGAUUUCUAUGAGUCAUUAUACUGAGUGCAUGGUAUCCGUUGAGCUGGAGAUCCCCGACAACUUCACAGGGUCCUACGUAAUGGUUGCGUUUCAUGGUGUCAGAGGAUUUGGUGGGGGUCGAUAUCAGCUUGGAAUCACGUCAUGCGGAAUUGUCUUGUGCCAAAAUCAGGCUUUCACAUCAUUAGAGUCAUGUGGCAAAAGACCAAAUCUUGGAGAGUUGGGCGAGUUGCCAACCGUUAAAUAUCUUCAUUUGGAGCAAACGCGAUCUGAGGACAUGCGAUUGAUGCCUGUGGCUAUGGAUUUGAAUCUACAGCCUUUGAAUCAAAGUUUGAGUUCCUUUGACCAGAUUAAUGAUAAGUCGGUCAUUUUGGUCAAAGAACCCAUGUCUAAUUUAUAUUCUUUUGGUUUUUUCGGUCGGUUGUUCUCAUUAGACAAACAAAACUAAACAUCUGCAGGAA